CUCCCUGCCUGUGUGUGUACGCGCGGUGGACUGGUCCAGCAUCCCUGCGCAGGCAAUGGGGCAAAUAUAGAUGUGCAAAAAAUAUACAUAUAUCUAUCAAUUGAAAAUAUGUAAUCGUGGAAUACUUCUUCGGCGCUGGCAGCUUGCGAUGAGGGAAAGGGGGGGAAUGGGAGAUUGGAAUUUGUGCUGCACCUCUGUGGAGGAUGGAGAUAUGUAUUGUGAGAAGUAAUGCGGAAUAUUUCCCCUCGUAGGUGCUAACAGAGAAAAUACAAGAUGAAGAAGCAAUUCAAUCGGAUGCGACAGCUCGCCAACCAAACGGUGGGAAGGGCAGAAAAAACAGAGGUGUUGAGCGAAGACCUUCUACAGGUGGAGAAACGCCUAGAUCUGGUCAAGCAGGUGUCACACAGCACUCACAAAAAACUGAAUGCCUGCCUGCAGGGUCAGCAGGGGACUGAUAUGGAGAAGAGAUCUGUAAAGUCACCUUCUAAAAAAUUACCGCUUACCAUCUUGGCACAAUGCAUGGAAGAAGGGGCUGCAGUGUUGGGGGAAGACUCUCUCCUGGGAAAAAUGCUGAAGCUCUGUGGGGAGACAGAGGAGAAGCUGGCCCAGGAACUCAUUCAGUUUGAGUACCAGAUAGAGAGAGAUGUGGUGGAGCCUCUUUAUGUCCUUGCAGAGGUGGACAUUCCUAAUAUCCAGAAACAGAGGAAGCACUUAGCUAAACUUGUCCUGGACAUGGACUCAGCACGAACAAGAUAUCAACAGUCAUCCAAGUCAUCCAGUCACCCCAGCACUCUGCAACCCGGUGCCAAGUCUGAGUCCCUAAGAGAGGAGAUGGAGGAGACAGCCAAUCGGAUGGAGAUUUGCAGAGAUCAGUUGUCAGCAGAUAUGUACAAUUUCAUGGCCAAAGAAAUAGACUAUGCAAACUACUUCCAGACGCUGAUAGAAACGCAGGCAGAAUAUCACAGGAAGUCAUUAGAGAUUCUUCAUAGUGUCCUACCCCAGAUUAAAGCUCACCAAGAGGCGUGGGUGGAGAAGCCGUCGUAUGGCAAGUCUCUGGAGGAACACCUGAGUAUAAGUGGGAGAGAGAUUGCCUUCCCCAUCGAAGCCUGUGUCACCAUGUUGCUAGAGUGCGGCAUGCAAGAGGAGGGCCUCUUUAGAGUGGCUCCAUCAGCCUCCAAGCUGAAGAAGCUGAAAGCGUCCCUGGACUGUGGAGUUCUUGAUGUGCAGGAGUACUCCUCCGAUCCACACGCCAUCGCAGGGGCCCUGAAAUCAUACCUUCGUGAGCUCCCAGAUCCACUGAUGACCACUGAACUUUAUGAUGAAUGGAUUCAAGCCUCCAACAUUCAAGACAUGGACAAGAGACUACAGGCGUUGAUGGCAACAUGUGAAAAACUCCCCACGGACAACUUAAACAAUUUCAGAUAUUUGAUCAAAUUCUUAGCCAAGCUGAGUGAGUAUCAGGAUGCUAACAAGAUGACUCCUGGUAACAUGGCUAUUGUCCUUGGACCAAACUUGCUCUGGACACACAAUGAACCGAACAUGACAGAGAUGAUGACGACCGUGUCCCUACAGAUUGUUGGCAUCAUCGAGCCAAUCAUCCAGCAUGCUGACUGGUUCUUCCCUGGAGAGAUUGAGUUCAACUUGACAGGCAGCUAUGGAAGCCCAAUCCACACCAACCACAACUCCAACUACAGCUCUAUGCCCUCACCAGACAUGGACCAAUCCGAUCGCAAGCAGCAGCACGAUCAGAGUCGACGCCCACUGAGUGUCGCCACUGACAACAUGAUGCUGGAGUUUUACAAGAAAGAUGGCAUUAGGAAGAUACAAAGUAUGGGCGUCAGGGUUAUGGAUACCUCCUGGGUGUCUCGUAAGGGUUCAUCCACCCUGGCGCGUAAGGCUUCCUCCACUCCUCCAGGCAUGCAAGGCCCCGGCUCCCCUGCAGACACACUCAUCCCCGAGCAGCCCGGAGAGCUUGCCAUCUCUCCGUCUGCCACACCUCCACUUGGAGAAAGGGUUUGCUCAGACAACGUGUCGCUCAAUCGGCCGGACACCUCUCAUGCCCACCCGCCCCCAGGGGAGGACCGUCCACCCCCCCCUUACCCCACUUCUAUGUGCCACACUGCGCCCCACCACUUCUAUCCCAAACCCCCACCCUGCGCUCGCCCUGUGGCACCAGGUCCAGAGUCCCAGCCGCCUGGCUCACCCCCACCCCCAAUGCGCUGGUCUGGCUUCACUCCCCCUGUUCCUCCCCCUUCCUCCUCUUCCUCCUCCUCCUCCUCGUCACUUGACAUCAAUUCGAACCCCAAACCUAGCUGUCUUCACUUCCCCAAACACAGCCCGCCUGGUGACAUGUCGCAUGCCCCCCCACAAGACACUAAUGCUUCGCCCCUGUACGUCAAAACCCCCUUGGUACUAACCCGUCAUGACCAGAGCCUUGGCAACCCCCCUAGCCUCCCUUCAUCCGUGCCCCCGCCCCCGCCGUGGGCUGCCUGCCCCUGUGCCAGAGAGAGAGGACCCCCCAGGCUGACUAGUUCAUUGAAGAGUAAAGAGCUUUCCCCUGUAAUUGGACACAAAGCCAUCCAGGUCGCAGGUCCAACAGUACCCCCCAGCAGUAGCCCUCAAAGCAGCAGCCAGUCUCCCCACUCCACAGAGCACAGUCCACACACCCUGCGCAAAGGUUCCAAGAAGUUGGCUCCCGUGCCUCCUAAGGUCCCAUACGGCCAGUCUGGAGGGAUGUCUGACCAGUCCACAGGUCAGCCGUCACCAGUCAGCCUGUCCCCUACACCUCCUAGCACCCCUUCCCCUUAUGGACUGGCAUGUCCUCCAGGUCAAGUACCACCGUCCUCCCCUGGGCAGACCCCACUGGGUACACCCCACUCUCUUUCGUCCCCGCCUUCCCUGACGGGGACACUCACCAAGUCGCGGCCUGCCCCUAAGCCCAGGCAGAGACCCAGCCUGCCCCCUCCUCAGCCACCCAUAGCCCCUCCGGGGCUAACUGGCCCACCUGUGGCCCCAGUCCCUCAGCCCAUGGAGCAGGGCCUCCUGGAUGGACUGUCUCCUGGGGAGAGCAUGUCUACAGAUAUCUUCAAUUAUGAAAUCCCCUCCAUCAAUGUCAAUCUGGACAGCCUCAUCGAUGAGUUCAGCGGUGCCCCCUGCAGGAGGUCCAUGGCAGUGACAGAUCCAGAGGGGGAUGGUGUGCCUGAGGAGGAGCCCCAGAGCACCACUCUAUGACCUAUCACCCAUAGGCAUCAUUUCCAGAAUCCCUAUGGCUGUACAUACUCUUUAACUGUCUCCGCCAAGGCCCGAUGGAAACACACUGGCCGCACCAUUGCCAACCAGAAAAUGAACCCUCCCUCACAUCUGCUACAGGCUGCAAACAAACUGAACUUUUCCAACUGCUUGCUAGUAAAUUAGUGUGACUACAACUACCAAAAGAAAAAAAAAAAACACACCAAAAUGCCAUAGUGGAGGAACAGUUGCCUUUAGGAGGAAAGACUGGAAUUUAGAUGAGUAUUGCAUUAAAAAGAUUUUUUUUUUCUAAUUUCUUUUUAUAGCUUUGCUUUGUCGUUUAAUGCAGUGGUCUGUAUUUCUGUGUUUUCAAGUUUCUUUUUGCCUUAUUAGAACAUGCAAUCAAAUUGCAAUAUGAUAUUUGCAAGUUGUACAAUAUUUGGUUAGGGAAACUCAGAGCCUGACAUGGUUUGGAGCAAAGCCCAUCCUCAGGGUGAAACGGAAACACGGAGCGAGAGCGUAGUUUGGUUUUAUUGCUCACAGGGUAUUCAAGCUUUGUGCACAUUAGGAAUAUGCGGAGCCCCAGAGACAGGCUUUGCAUGCCAGAGUAACAUUUAACGUUGUUUUUCUUAGUGCCACUCCCCAUUUUAAAUUCCCCUCUUCUGUCGCAAGUACAGCUACAGUGCUCUGUCUGAAAUUUACCUUUAGGUGAACUCACUUUAACUCACUUUAUACCAGCACAGUAAGAGAAGAAUGUUAUUAUGAUUCAACUUUUUGUACUUCUUGCAUCCAUUAUUUAUUUAGAAAGAAAGCACCACGACGUGUUUGCAUGACAAGCCAAUAUCGAUCGACCUGCUUCUUACCAAGGGCCUGAGAAUGGCAGUGGUUUAUUUUGUGCGAGUGUUACUGUUGUUGUUCACACCGAAAAGUAACUUUAGUUCCCACCCCAGUGCUGUAACAGUGAGUGAUAACGGAUGGAUGACUACACUGCCUUUAGGUUCGUAUGUCUUUCUCUUUUAACUUUGUUUCAAGUGCUUCAGGUUCAGUGACCUUUGACCCCUUGUGUAAAUACAAAGACUGUACAUAAACUGAUGUAUAUAAGCUGAGAGGAAAACUAUAUGUAAAAUGCAUAUCUUGAAUAUAUAAUAAUGAUAUAUGUGCUGAUAUUUAUUGUGUAGAAAAUGUAAUGAUUAAAAAUUUGAUGUUA
Molecule: messenger RNA, 4435 nt
Organism: Neolamprologus brichardi
Lineage: Eukaryota; Metazoa; Chordata; Actinopteri; Cichliformes; Cichlidae
Gene: arhgap44a
Product: Rho GTPase activating protein 44a
Biological process (GO): modification of dendritic spine; negative regulation of Rac protein signal transduction; regulation of dendritic spine morphogenesis
Cellular component (GO): postsynaptic density; leading edge membrane; intracellular anatomical structure
Molecular function (GO): protein binding; GTPase activator activity
Source: RefSeq, a predicted model, not a curated record